Molecule: messenger RNA, 4945 nt
Organism: Seriola aureovittata
Lineage: Eukaryota; Metazoa; Chordata; Actinopteri; Carangiformes; Carangidae
Gene: ptprn2
Product: protein tyrosine phosphatase receptor type N2
Exons: 22
Coding region: 268-3489 (1073 amino acids)
Biological process (GO): protein dephosphorylation
Cellular component (GO): secretory granule
Molecular function (GO): protein tyrosine phosphatase activity
Source: RefSeq, a predicted model, not a curated record
CCUCCUCACCAUGUGUGUUUGACGUCAGAAACUUAGGAGGGGCUCCUCCGUGUAGCUGAUUGCUGUUUGUGGUGCUGAAACAACGGCCGUAUUGUGUUGCCAUUUAGCGAAUUUCUGCCGCUGCGUUUCUCUUGUCUCUUUCUCCUCCAACAUGUCUCUUUAGUCCGAGUCUCGUGCGAGCAGGUCACACCUGAGCUGGCGAUAAACAUGCUGUUUUAGCGGAGGUGUGCGAUGGAUCAGUAGUACAGUGUAUUAGGCAGGAGCGGUAUGGAUUCACCGUGGUGUCCCAUCCUCUUCGCUGCAUUGGCUUCCAGCCUCUGCUCCUCACCUGCCCUCGGGGACAGAAAAUUUGGUUGUCUGUUUGAAGAUGAGCUCUGUACACCGUAUGAGUUCUGCGUCAAUGACCGAGUGUUUGGAAGGUGCCAGGAGUUGGCCGGUGCAGACCUGUACACAUACGAUAUUUCUUCUUCUGCUCUGCAACGCCUCAGGAUCCUCCUACAGAAACUGGCUCACAGAGGUUUAACCUGGCAGGAUGACAUCACUCAGCAGGUCAUCUCUAGAGAGCUCUCCAAACUGAGGAAUGUCCCCCUCCGCCAUCAAACCACUCCUCCGAGCCCCCCUGACCGCCUGACCGCCUACAGCAGCUCCCGAGAUGUGAAACUGAGGCCUGCGCAGGCAGAGCUGAGCAGAAACCUUCAGCAGUACCUGACAGGUCUGGGUUUCCUGCCGCAGGCUGAGGUAGUUGGACAACCAGGAGUCCAACGGCAUGGAGCUCAGAAAGUUCAGAAUGAAGACAUCAAGUCUGAUGGUGAUUCGGAGCCCAGCCGGCCAAAACCCCAGCAGGGCUGGAAGGAAACCACUGUCUACAGCCUUCAGAAAGGAGCUGGCCAACCUCCUCUUACCAAGGUCUUUACCCAGAGCGGAGAGGGCAGGCACCCCAAGCUCAGUACAACCUACACCAACCGAGACCCGGGAAAGAGCAAGCUGCUUUCCAGCCAUCUGGAACGGCUUCUUACAGGGGCACCAGGCACUCAGCUGGGCACCCAAGGUGGAGAGGCUUCCCGGCCCAAAGGAAAGCUCCGCUACCUUAACUACAUCCGGCCAUCUCCAAGUGAAGAUGCAAAGCUGCAGUCUCAGGUGGCUUUUGGCUCCAAGACCCAGAGGCCCAAUCUAGACAGACUGCUGUUGAAGGCCGGUUCAAACCGACUGACUGCCAAAGAGCCUCUUAGUGUCGUGGAUGAGCGAUUCAUCCAGAAUGUGGUGAACCAGCUGGGAAGGCACAGCAUCAACAUGGAGGCUUUAAUGGGCAACGACCUGGACCAGCUGGCUGAGGUCAUCACAGGAACCCUGCAGGAGGUGGAUGAGGAGCAGCCCGCUGUUGGGGCCCAGCCAGGACUAGGAGCUGCUGACUCCAGGGGGGACAUGGAGGGUAACAGGGAGCCACUGGCAUCCAUGCAACUGAAUCGAUACCAGGACCUGAAAUCAGACAAAGGGCAGGAUCCAAACCAGAAAGACUCACUUAGAAUGAAACAGCAAGGCCAACAAAUAGAUGGUGCAGACAAAGAGCCUGUUGACAAGCAUGCAGCCUUCUUCUCCAAGCUGCUGGACUACCUCAACCUGGAACCCUUCGGUGAUGCUCCGGAGGGCAACAGUGGGCCACCGGCUCCCCUUCAGAAAAUGGUCGGACUGGAGAGCGUCAAGAGCCGGACGACGCAGGGUCAAGUUCCCGUACCCCGCCGCUGGGAGGAGAAGACCGUGGCUGUGCCUCCAAAGGAAGGCUCCACCCUGCGGUUAACUGGCGGCGCAGUGGGCCCCGACGCACAGGUGGACUCAGAGAUUGAGAAGUGGAUGCAGGGGAAGAAGCAGCUGGAGGAGCCGGAGAAGAAGGACAUGAGAGUCAAAACUCAGCUGGUCCAUGUGGGGGUGAAGGAGUUCUCCAGCAGAGGGAAGGACAGACACUUUGGCUACAUUAUCACCGGCUUAGACUCCCUCACCACUGACCAAGGCUUGGACCUCAUGGAGCGGCUGACGCAGAGGCUGAACCUCCACGCUGCAGACCUCACCCAGCUCUCUGUCCUGGGUCCUGCGUUGACUUUUAGAGUUGGCACCAACUCCAAAAACGUCACCACUGCGGAUCUGGUUCAAGUUGCGGUCCAACAGAAGCAGCAGCUGGAGAAGGAGACAGGCCUGAAGAUAGUGGAGGCCGGAGUUAGUGAUAGGGGCAGCCUGACCCAGAUCCCCGUGGUGAAGGAGACCAGGGUGGAGUCCGGCCAGUUCCUGCUGCUCUCCGUCCUCUGCAUGCUCUUCAUCCUGGUGGCGCUGGCAGUGUCCGCCACUUUCUUCUGCGUGCGCCAACGCUCACACCUCCACAUGAAGGAGAAGCUGGCCAGCCUGGGGACUGACACCAGCACUGAUGCCACCGCAACCUAUCAGGAGCUGUGUCGCCAGCGAAUGGCGAUCCGGACGUCGGAGCGUGUUGAGCGGCCGGAGACCCUGCGCCACUCGCGGCUCAACAGUGUGUCGUCCCAGUUCAGCGAUGGCCCCGCGGCGAGCCCCUCCACCCGCAGCAGCACCUCCUCCUGGUGCGAGGAGCCGGUGCCGUCCAACAUGGACAUCUCCACCGGUCACAUGAUCCUGUCAUACAUGGAGGACCACUUGAAGAACAAGAACCGUCUGGAGCGUGAGUGGGAGGCCCUGUGCUCCUACCAGGCAGAGCCCGGCGCCUGCAGCGUGGGGCACGGCGAGCAGAACUCCAAGAGGAACCGCUCAGACGCCGUGGUCGUAUAUGAUCAUUCCAGGAUCACCUUGAAAGCGGAGAACAACCACGGCAACUCGGAUUACAUCAAUGCCAGUCCAAUAAUGGACCAUGACCCUCGCAACCCUACUUACAUCGCCUCGCAGGGCCCACUUCCUUCCACUGUGGCGGACUUCUGGCAGAUGGUGUGGGAGAGCGGCUGCGUCGUCAUCGUCAUGCUUACGCCGCUCUCUGAAAAUGGAGUGAAGCAGUGUCACCACUACUGGCCUGAUGAGGGAUCUGAUGUCUACCACAUAUACGAGGUCAACUUGGUGUCCGAGCACAUCUGGUGUGAGGACUUCUUGGUGCGGAGCUUCUACCUGAAGAAUCUGCAGACCAACGAGACACGCACCGUCACCCAGUUCCACUUCCUGUCCUGGAUGGACCGCGGGAUCCCCACCUCAGCCAGGACGCUGUUAGACUUCCGCAGAAAGGUUAACAAGUGCUACCGGGGUCGAUCAUGCCCGAUAAUUGUUCACUGCAGUGAUGGAGCUGGCAGGAGUGGGACUUACAUUCUGAUUGACAUGGUCCUCAAUAGGAUGGCUAAAGGUGCUAAAGAGAUUGAUAUUGCCGCUACCCUGGAGCACUUGAGAGACCAGAGAGCUGGCAUGGUCCAGACAAAGGAGCAGUUUGAGUUUGCGUUGACAGCCGUGGCAGAGGAGGUGAAUGCCAUCCUGAAAGCGCUUCCUCAGUGAAGGCAUCAUACCCCCCCCACCACCACCACCUUCUCCUCGCUCGCUGAGCACCGGUUUCCUCUGCCCACUCAAGACUGACAUCCCUCUCUGCCCUUCCUUCUCCUCGCUCUGUUUCUCUCUCUUUCUGUCUCUGCCUCCUCUUCACCUCUAUAUAUACUGUAUACUUAUGAAUGUCGUGCCAGAUAUCUCACCUGGAUCCAUAUUCGCAAAUUUGGCCUCAGAGUACGGCUGUCGAUCUGAGAUCUGCGUCAUUCGGGGGAUUCGGGAGUAGGCAAGCGGGGCCUGAUCUAAUCUGAUGGAGGAACUUAGAUCAGCACUCCUACUGUGAGACUUUCUGUCAAUAUGAUCCCUGGUCCUCUAUAACUGUGAUGUUGUUCCUGAACAUACCGUUCUAGUGCCACUGACGAGAUGUUUACGUGAUGUCAAGUGAAGAUUUUUGUUCCAAAAUGAGCUAUCUACUAUGGAAAAUUGAUACCGAUGCUUAGAAAAUGACUAUUUCUCACAUUUAAAGCAGACUACAGUGGCGCUGCAAAAAGGUUGAUUAAUCACUCAGUCUAUAAAAUGUUAAAAAAAAAAAUAUAUAUAUAAAUGUUCAACUUACUGUCAAAUAUGAGAAGUCAUAUUUGAGAAGCUGGAAUCAGAGAAUAUUUGGCAUCACUGCUUGAAAAACACAUUAUUUGCCAGACGACUAUUUGAUUAAUCAACUAAUUGUUGCAUCUCCCAACUAUAGUACAUUUAGAAUAAUAAUUUGUAAAGUAAAUGAUGUUCUUGCCUGUAAAAAUCAUAAUAUUGUACAGAAUGAAUUGAUGUACCUGAUGCAUAUAGCGUUUUGGAAAUAAACUCCUCACGUUUCUCCUCCUCUGUGAUCUGAAUCAACUGCUAUAUAUACUCAGCAUCACAUGUACAGAUGUUGAAGUGUGUGUGUAUUGUUGUAUUUUGGGUCCAGACAUCUCUCUCUCUCUCUCUCUCUCUCUCUCUCUCUCUUGUAUUGAACCACAGAUGCUCUGACUCUCAAAACAAGCCUCACAGAUCAUGACUAUCGCGACAUAUCAGCUGUUUUUUACUCAUCGUUUCAUUAAUUUUUACAUUUUACACCAUGAAUUGUUCGUUACUUGAACAUCUCUGUUACUAUUAAAUGUGAAGAUUACCAACUGAGAUACUUAUUGCUUCUAUUUAUUAGAAAAUACUGUCAUCCUGUAUCAUAAUAACAUCAUAACAAUAUGAUAUAUUUAAGAAGAAUAUUGGAAUUGUAAGUUUGUUUCUCCCUCCAUCACUGGUAUAUUGUGAUAUUUUGUGCAACAUGACAUGAAAUUCCCUCAAUGUAUAGACGAUGAAUGACUUAAUGAAUCCCUCUAUAGUGCUAUCUGAAAUAUAUACUGAGAGCCUGAAUGAGAACUAUAUAUUUUGUGUGAAAAGUAACAUUCAGAUUGAUAAUAAAUCCGAACAGAUUAUACUG